Plodia interpunctella (Indianmeal moth) is the source of this 1926-nucleotide messenger RNA. It is a transcript of the gene cpb, whose product is annotated as capping protein beta. Gene Ontology annotation, biological process: actin cytoskeleton organization; regulation of lamellipodium assembly; cell morphogenesis. Gene Ontology annotation, cellular component: cytoplasm; F-actin capping protein complex. The record is from RefSeq and is a predicted model, not a curated record. The coding region runs from base 157 to 984 and encodes 275 amino acids. NCBI's taxonomy places the organism in Eukaryota, Metazoa, Arthropoda, Insecta, Lepidoptera, Pyralidae. The transcript is spliced from 6 exons. Gene Ontology annotation, molecular function: actin filament binding.
GUCAGUCAAGUCAAUUAAAUGUCAAAUCAAAAUAGAAGAGACUAAAUCCAGAAAUUGCAUUGUUUUUUCUGAAUUUUUAAUAAUUAUUGUUAUUAAGGAAUACUUCCAGAGCGAUCGUUUUAUUUUCUGCAACAUUUACACCAAAAGAAGAAGAAAAUGACUGAACAACAGAUGGAUUGCGCUUUGGAUUUAAUGAGGAGGCUUCCGCCCCAACAAAUUGAGAAGAAUUUAACAGAUUUGAUCGAUUUAGUCCCAAGUUUGUGCGAAGAUCUCUUGUCGUCCGUCGACCAGCCGUUGAAGAUCGCUCAAGAUCGCAGCACUGGGAAGGAUUACUUGUUAUGUGAUUAUAAUCGAGACGGUGAUUCGUACAGAUCGCCUUGGUCAAAUACGUACGAUCCACCAUUGGAGGAUGGGUCAAUGCCGUCUGAAAAAUUGAGGAAGCUUGAGAUAGAAGCUAACUAUGCCUUCGAUCAGUACAGAGAAAUGUAUUUUGAGGGAGGCGUGAGCUCUGUUUAUCUGUGGGACAUGGACCAUGGCUUUGCAGGAGUAAUAUUAAUAAAGAAAGCCGGAGAUGGGUCCCAGAAGAUCAAAGGGUGCUGGGACUCCAUCCACGUCGUAGAGGUAGUUGAGAAGAGUUCGGGCCGCAAUGCCCACUACAAGUUGACGUCCACGGCGAUGCUGUGGCUUCAGACUAACAAGGAAGGCAGUGGUACUAUGAAUCUUGGGGGAAGCUUGACUAGACAGGCUGAGCAGGACUCGCCUGUGAGCGAGGUGACCCCUCACAUCAUCAACAUCGGCCGCAUGGUCGAGGACAUGGAGAACAAGAUUAGGAACACCCUUAAUGACAUCUACUUUGGCAAGACCAAAGACAUAGUGAACGGGCUGCGGUCGGCGGUGCCCGCGCACGUGACGCAGCGCACGGCCGCGCUGCAGCACGACCUCGCCGUCGCGCUGCAGCGGCGUCACGUCGCGCGGAUCGACUGAGCCGACAACGAUGAGGUGGAAAUUUGGGGUACAGACUCAUAAUGAAGCCACCGCAAGCAUCCUUGACAUGAUGUUUAAAUUUAGUUUCGAGUCGUGAGAAAUUUCAUUCAAAAAUAACGAAGAUUACUCCAAAUACAUUUUAAGCUCAUAGUUGAAGUCCUAGUAUUAAGAAUUGCGAAAACUAAUGAAAGUAUAUAUAUUUUUUUCGAUGUAAUUACCGAUGUAAAAAUUAAGAUUCUCUUUGAGGUACUUGUAGAGAUAGAAACAAGAAGCUGGGGGUAAUUAUAGAGGCUGCCAAGUCUAAUGUCGGCUACACACUAUCGGCAAACUCAGAUGCUGACCCGAAUGGAUGAGAAUUGCGUGGUUUGUAUAAGAGCUAUUACUUACCGCAAUGGAAAACCAACAAUGUAUGCCAAAUUUUCCAAUUUCAGCGAACUGUGUCGCUAUGAUGUAUAAUCGGCGUCAAUGUCAUUUUUAAAAGACAAACAUUUUUCUUAUACGCGUAGCCCUUAUUGUGUAAAAAUAAAAAUUUUUAAAAGCCUAAAAAAUAUCACUACGUAUAGGAAAACUGGAAGGCGGCCUCUUUUAAUUAGAGCUUCUUGGUAAUAAAUUAAUCAAUGCGACCUCUUUGGUGCUUUGAAGAAAAUAGUAGUAAAAUAGUCCAUAUAUUUCUGUAUUUUUGUCUUUUAGAAUUUAUUCGAAAAUUCUAUUAUAGUAUCGAUAAUAAGCUUUCAUUGUAUUGAUUUAUUACCCUACGUAUCCAUCUCACUGUUAUAUUGCAUUUUUAUUGCUUAGUAUUUUUUAUUGUGAAUUAGAGAAAGUGUAUUUUAAAUUAAGGUAUACUGUAAGAUUCAGUAGUAGCGAUUACGUCGAUUAUAUUGCGAUUUUAUUUUGAUUUAUCAGUUGGAUACUGGCCUCUCUAAUAAAGAAAUAUUUAUCUGA